This is a messenger RNA of Suillus plorans, 709 nucleotides long. Its product is annotated as ADP-ribosylation factor family-domain-containing protein. Gene Ontology annotation, biological process: endoplasmic reticulum to Golgi vesicle-mediated transport; vesicle organization; membrane organization. Lineage: Eukaryota; Fungi; Basidiomycota; Agaricomycetes; Boletales; Suillaceae. The record is from RefSeq and is a predicted model, not a curated record. Gene Ontology annotation, cellular component: COPII vesicle coat; endoplasmic reticulum exit site. Bases 68 to 670 code for a protein of 200 amino acids. Gene Ontology annotation, molecular function: GTPase activity; GTP binding. The transcript is spliced from 7 exons.
CACGCAAGACUACGUGCCAAAUUGAGCGACCCUCUCGGUUAUCCACUCUUGUUGCUCAACAGUCACCAUGUUCAUCGUCAAUUGGUUCUGGGACAUUCUUGCUCAGCUUGGGCUGAUGCACAAGAACGCCAAAAUUCUCUUCCUUGGUCUGGACAAUGCUGGCAAGACAACGCUUCUGCAUAUGCUGAAAAACGACAGACUGGCCACCCUUCAACCCACCCUCCACCCCACUUCCGAGGAACUGGCAAUUGGUAACGUGAAAUUCACUACGUACGAUCUUGGCGGACAUCAGCAAGCCCGUCGCCUCUGGCGCGACUACUUCCCCGAGGUCGAUGGAAUCGUGUUUUUGGUCGACUCUGCAGACUUCGAGCGUUUCGCUGAAUCAAAGGCUGAGCUUGACGCUCUGCUUUCUAUCGAGGAGCUGGCCAAGGUUCCAUUCCUAGUUCUUGGCAACAAGAUUGAUGCUCCUGGCGCAGUCAGCGAGGAGGAAUUGAGGCAUCACCUUGGGCUGUAUCAGACAACCGGCAAGGGCAAGGUCCCAUUGAACGACAUUCGACCCAUCGAGAUAUUCAUGUGUUCAGUCGUCCAGAGACAAGGGUACGGCGAAGGAUUCCUAUGGCUCUCACAAUACGUAUGUCCUACCCCCACUCAUGUAUCUCAUUUUGACUGAUAUAUGACCUUUCCAGAUAUGAGCCCAUGCGUCGCGAUU